CCUGGCGUCACUUCCGGCGCGCGGCCCGCAAAGGGAACCGCGACGAGGAGGGCGCCCGGAGAGGAGCACGUGGCCAUGGCUCCGCAGGCUGGAGGCGCCCACCGGGCCGGGGCGCUGAAGCAGCAGAACAAGCCCCACAAGGCCGGGAGGCACCGCGGGAGCAGCGCGAGGAGGCAGGGCGGCCGGAUCCCUGCCAAGAUGCUCAGCCGGCAGCAGAACCGCAACUUGGCCAAGCUGGACCGCAGGCACCGGGCCCUACAGCUGCGCCGGCAGCACCGGGAGGCAGUGCUGACGGAGAAGCGGCACUUGGGCCGCAAGGAUGGGCCACCACACCUAGUGGUGAUGGUCCCGCUGCAUGCAAGAGUCGUUGCCCAGAGAGCUCUGGGCCUCUUUCAGAGCAGCGAGGCAGAUGUUGUGCACCAGGCCAAGACUGGCCCACCUGGUUUUGCCUUGCUGUGCCCCCGCUCCAAGCUGCACUGGCGUUUUGUGGCUGCCGACACAGGAAACCUGUGCACUGUGCUGGACCUCGCCAAGGUUGCCGACACCCUCCUUUUUGUGCUGGAUCCUCUGGAAGGCUGGGAUGCUGCUGGCGAUUCCUGCCUCUCCUGCAUCUUUGCACAGGGCCUUCCCAGCUAUGGCCUCGCUGUUCAAGGUCUUGCCGACCAGCUGCCAAAGAAGCAACUCGAUGCCCGGAAGAAGCUGAGCAAAGCCAUUGAGAAGAGGUUCCCCGAGGCCAAGCUCUUCCCCCUCAACACGGAGCAGGAGUCUGCGUUGCUGCUGCAGCACCUCACUAUCCAGAAGCAGCGGCGCUUGGCCUUCCGAGACCGGCGAGCCCAUCUACUGGCUGACACUGCCGAAUUUGUGCCCAGCCCAGACAGUGCCCUGGUGGGAACCCUGAAGGUCUCUGGCUACGUGAGGGGGCACAGCCUGAAUGUGAAUUGCCUGGUGCACAUUGUGGGACAUGGAGACUUCCAGAUGAGCCAGGUGGAUGCUCCGGCAGAGCCUUUUGCCCGGAACCCCCGGGUGAUCAAGCGGCAGCCAGCCAAUGGCCAGGACGCCGAGCUGCAGGAGGACCUUGGCAGUGGCGCAGUUGAGAUGGAGGAAGGUGUGAAGGUACUAAUGAGAGCGGACCCCAGCCAGCAAGAGUCUUUGCAGUCGGAGGUGGUCCCGGACCCCAUGGAUGGCGAGCAGACCUGGCCCACCAAGGAGGAGCUCCGAGAGGCAGAUGAGGCCCUCAAGCAGAGCAAGAAAGUGACCAAGAGGGUCCCCAAAGGCACGUCUGUCUACCAGGCUGCCUGGAUCGUGGAUGAGGAUGAAGGAGACGAUGGCAGUGAGGAGGAGGAGGAGGAGGAGGAGGAAGACGCUUGUAUGGAAGAGACUGUCUCCCAGGAUGGGAGUGGCAGUGUGGAGGAGGAGGAGGAGGAGGAGGAAGAAGAAGAAGAAGAAUGUGAGACCAUGACUCUGCCAGAGACUGAGCAGGACAAUGAGAAGAUGGAGGAGGAAGAGGAAGUGAUGCUCGAGAAGUACAGGCAGGAGCGGCAGGAGGAGAUGUUCCCAGACGAGGUGGACACCCCCCGGGAUGUGCCUGCCAGGAUCCGGUUCCAGAAGUACAGGGGUCUGAAAAGCUUCCGGACAUCUCCGUGGGACCCCAAAGAAAACCUUCCCUGGGAUUACGCCCGGAUCUUCCAGUUCCAAGACUUCUCCCGGAUGAGGAAACAUGUCUUCCGGCAGCUGGAGAAGGAGGAGAGCGACGGAGCUGCGGUCGGCUGGUAUGUUACGCUACACAUUUGCAACGUCCCCGUCUCUGUCAUGGAGAGUUUUCAGCAGCGGCGUCCCCUGGUGCUGUUUACGUUGCUUCCCCAUGAACAAAAGAUGUCGGUGCUCAACCUCCUGGUGAGACGCCACCCAGGCAACAGCGAGCCCGUCCGAUCCAAAGAGGAAGUGAUCGUCCAUUGCGGCUUCCGGCGUUUCCGGGCCUCCCCUCUCUACUCCCAGCACAGCUCAGCGGACAAGCACAAGCUGGAGCGCUUUCUGCGUGCCGACACGGCCACGGUGGCCACCAUCUACGCCCCCAUCACCUUCCCGCCAGCUUCCGUGUUGCUGUUCCAGCAGAGGAGCGACGGGUCACACAGCCUUCUAGCCACUGGCUCCCUGCUCAGCGUUGACCCCAACAGGCUGGUCAUCAAGCGGCUGGUGCUGAGCGGCCACCCGUUCAAGAUCCUCGUCAAGAUGGCAGUUGUGCGCUACAUGUUCUUCAACAGAGAGGAUGUUUUGUGGUUCAAGCCGGUGCCGCUCCGCACGAAGUGGGGUCGGAGAGGGCACAUUAAAGAGCCUCUGGGUACCCACGGCCACAUGAAGUGCCAGUUUGACGGGCAGCUGAAGUCCCAGGACACUGUGCUGAUGACCCUCUACAAGCGGGUUUUCCCCAAAUGGACAUAUGACCCCCACGUCCCAGAGCCAUGGGUCAGGCAUAGGAGCCCCCUCCUUAGUGAGGAGGAGGGCGAGGGCAUGCACUAGCAACUGAGGUGCCUCUGUGCCUUCUGACACCAGCCCGGCUUCAUUUGUAUCUAUUUAUUUUUGGAGGAAAUACAAGUUCCCAAAAAAGUCUUGAUCUGAGGUUUUUUUCCUUUGCCGGGCUAGCAGCUGGGGGUGGGGUUUCAAGUCCAUGAAGGCCCCCUGGCAGAGAGUUGGUUUGUGGCUAAUUCUGUACAGAAGAGGCUACUUGCCAUCUUCUCCUCGUUUGCAGAGGGCAGGCAGCAUGUCUGAACUUGGGGUAAGUUUGGCUGAGGGUGAUGGGAGUCUUAGUCCAACAACAGCAGGAGCCCCAAGACUGUGAAGCCUACAGAACAUGAGGUGUUCAAGAACACCACCUUCUUCACAAGCCCCACUGACUAUUAAGAUCCGGGGAGGCUCAGCUGUGGUUCGCGGAGGGCUCUGGAACAUGCUUCCAAAGGAGACCAGAACCUCCCGAUUUCUGGCGGUCUUUCAGCAACUCUUGAAAACACACUUAUCAGGCUUCUAAUUUGUGUUAAAAGUGUUGUUGGUUAUUAAUUUUCUAUAUAUAAUUGUUUCUAAUUUGUAAAAACUUGCCCAGAUGUUUUAUGUGGGACAAUAUAUGAAUGUGAGAAAUUAAACAGCAGCAGGAGA
Messenger RNA from Hemicordylus capensis (graceful crag lizard), 3147 nucleotides. It is a transcript of the gene TSR1, whose product is annotated as TSR1 ribosome maturation factor. Gene Ontology annotation, biological process: maturation of SSU-rRNA from tricistronic rRNA transcript (SSU-rRNA, 5.8S rRNA, LSU-rRNA); ribosome biogenesis; endonucleolytic cleavage of tricistronic rRNA transcript (SSU-rRNA, 5.8S rRNA, LSU-rRNA). Gene Ontology annotation, cellular component: preribosome, small subunit precursor; nucleus. The record is from RefSeq and is a predicted model, not a curated record. Bases 76 to 2517 code for a protein of 813 amino acids. Lineage: Eukaryota; Metazoa; Chordata; Lepidosauria; Squamata; Cordylidae. Gene Ontology annotation, molecular function: GTPase activity; GTP binding; U3 snoRNA binding. The transcript has 15 exons.